Engraulis encrasicolus (European anchovy) is the source of this 732-nucleotide messenger RNA. RefSeq names its product F-box and leucine-rich repeat protein 22 (gene fbxl22). The transcript is spliced from 4 exons. Gene Ontology annotation, molecular function: protein binding. The coding region runs from base 1 to 684 and encodes 227 amino acids. Gene Ontology annotation, biological process: SCF-dependent proteasomal ubiquitin-dependent protein catabolic process. The record is from RefSeq and is a predicted model, not a curated record. Gene Ontology annotation, cellular component: SCF ubiquitin ligase complex. Lineage: Eukaryota; Metazoa; Chordata; Actinopteri; Clupeiformes; Engraulidae.
AUGCACCUGACGGAGCUGAACACCGAGUGCCUGCUACACCUGUUGUCCUUCCUGGACAAAGACAGCCGGCGGAGCCUGUCCCUCACCUGUCGGCGGCUGUGCGAAGCGUACCUUGAGCCGGGGCUGUGGACGCUGCUGCGCUUUGGCUCCCCAGGUGAGCUGCGCAGGGACAACUUCGUGCUGGGUGCCGCACUGCGUCACCUGGCCAUCUGUUGGCACUCUAGCCGCGUAAAGGUGUGCAACGUGGAGGACUGGAUGAAGACGAGCUUCCAGAAGGAUCUGUGUCGUGAGCACGAGGGGCUUGUCAGCCAGUUCCUGGAGAGAGUCUGCCACACGUGUCCAAACCUGUUGUCCCUCACCCUGUCUGGCUGCGGUCACAUCUCUGAUGGUGACGUGGUGGGCGUGCUGCGCAGCUGUGUGCGUCUGCGUCAGCUGCGUCUGGAGAACUGCUCGCGUGUGACAGACACUCUUCUGCAGGCCGCAGCGCUGCACGGACAGAGUCUGGAGGAGGUGCGUGUGGACUUCUGCCGGAACGUGACGCGCUCGGGGCUGCAGGCGCUGCGGGAACGACGGCCGGACUUGUUGCUAGGCGCCGAGCGGAGCGCCGGGAUGAUCCCCGACACCAGGCCGGAGGACCGACCGCAGGCACGACGAGCACUGCAGAAAGUCCUGCUGUUCGUCUGAGAGCACUGCAGAAAGUCCUGCUGUUCGUCUGAGAGCACUGCAGAAAGU